Molecule: messenger RNA, 1208 nt
Organism: Lepisosteus oculatus (spotted gar)
Lineage: Eukaryota; Metazoa; Chordata; Actinopteri; Semionotiformes; Lepisosteidae
Gene: tyw3
Product: tRNA-yW synthesizing protein 3 homolog (S. cerevisiae)
Source: RefSeq, a predicted model, not a curated record
AACAUGGCGCCCCCCAUGAAGCCGUCCAGCCCAGCAAACUUUCUGUGCGUAAUGUUUAACAUCUCAUAGAGCAUCCCCUUAUAGGCAGGAUGGAUACCGAAAAGACAUUCUCGCAAUGGAAAAAACAGUGUCUGAGCAAGGUGGACUACAGUAAGAAGGGGAGUGUCGACGAGGGCAUCGCUCAAGUUGUGGGGUUUUUAAACGAAUACCCGGAUUAUUUCACCACCAGCUCCUGUUCCGGGAGACUCAUUCUGAUCGACGGGGUCUCCGACAGUCCCGAAGUGCAGAAAAGAAACUGUUCCUGGCUCUUUGCCACCCAUCAGAAAUGUCGGAAGGAAGAUUUGGUGUCGGGGCUGGAGAAGGCUGGUGCCGAUGCCGUGUUCAAAUUUGAGCCGUUCGUGCUUCAUGUGCAGUGCAGGCGGUUGGGAGACGCUCAGCUCCUGCACUCAGUAGCAGUUAACUCAGGUUUCAGGAACUCGGGCAUUACUGUUGGCAAGAGAGGAAAAAUAAUUAUGGCUGUUCGCAGCACACAUGGCCUCGAAGUCCCCCUGAGCCGUAAGGGACAGACCCUAGUGAAGGAAGAGUACCUUGACUUCUUGGUUGAGGUAGCCAAUCAGAAAAUGGAGGAAAACCAGAGAAGAAUUGAAAGGUUUUACAGCUCCCUGCAGUCUGCUGUGAGAGCAGACAGUUCUGCUGACCGGAGCACAGGUCUCACUCAGGACAAAUCUGUGAGCACCAGAAAAAAGAAGUCGGCACAGGAAUGUUCAAGAGAAGCCACUGCCCAGGAUCUGGAGGAUGUGAUCCUGCUUAAUGGGGACAAUGGGCUGGAGGAUGGACUACAUUUGUUCAUGUAGACAUUUUGUUUUUGGCCUGUCAUUUGGUCUCUGCUAAGAAAAUGCUCAAACUGAUUCACAAGAAGCAUUGAGCCUUGUCUUUUGGGGAGUUUUGGGUCAAAAGGCUUAAAUCCUGUUGAAUGCAGGGUGGACUUUGACCUCCUUCUUAGGUCAAUUAUUUGGACAGUCGGGGAGAAAAUAUUAGGUAGGGCUCUCAUGCAAAGGACAUUUCAUUUGCUGGAAGUUAUUUACCAUUGCUAAACAAACACUGAAACAGAACCCUUUGAUUUUAAUAGCCUUAAUUUAUUGCUGUAUUGGACCUGUAAGAAAUAAAAUUAUUUUCCCCUGAUUGCAACAAAUAAGAGACAGAAAUUA